This is a messenger RNA of Ficedula albicollis (Collared flycatcher), 4310 nucleotides long. It is a transcript of the gene CNTNAP2, whose product is annotated as contactin associated protein-like 2. Lineage: Eukaryota; Metazoa; Chordata; Aves; Passeriformes; Muscicapidae. The record is from RefSeq and is a predicted model, not a curated record. Bases 195 to 4181 code for a protein of 1328 amino acids. The transcript is spliced from 24 exons.
UGCUGCUGCUGCAAACCCAAAGAUAGCAGACGAAGAGGGGGUUUGGCUCCUACCCCAAGGUAAAGCCCUGCCCCCUUUACCUCCUCGACACCUCCUCCGAGGAAGAGAAGGAGAGAGAGCGAAGGGGGCCGAAGUGGAGAAAAGCAGGUCUUCCGCGGCUGGCAUUUGGAGUACAGGGAGCCAGGAAGUGAAGGAUGGUUGUGGUUACCCGAGCUGGCUGCAGGGCAGCUCUCUUCCUCUGGAUUUUCAUCAGCAUUAGCUGCAGAGCCAGGACUGCUCUGCCUGCAUCUCAAAAGUGUGAUGAACCUCUGAUCUCAGCAUUACCCCAUUCCUCCUUCAGCAGUUCAUCAUCCAUGACAAGCAGCUACGUGCCAGGGUAUGCCAAGUUAAACAAGCGAGGAGGUGCAGGAGGUUGGUCUCCAUCAGACAGCGAUCAUUACCAAUGGCUGCAAGUGGAUUUUGGGAGUAGGAAGCAGAUCAGUGCUAUUGCAACUCAAGGCAGAUACAGCAGCUCUGACUGGGUCACUCAAUACCGGAUGCUCUACAGUGAUACAGGGAGAAACUGGAAACCAUACCACCAAGAUGGAAACAUCUGGGCAUUUCCUGGAAAUACAAACUCUGACAGUGUGGUCCGGCAUGAUUUACAACAUCCAGUUAUUGCUCGCUAUGUAAGGAUAGUUCCUUUGGACUGGAAUGGAGAGGGCCAAAUUGGGUUAAGAAUUGAAGUCUACGGUUGCUCAUACUGGGCUGAUGUUAUCAAUUUUGAUGGCCAUGUAGUGUUACCGUACAGAUUCAGGAACAAGAAAAUGAAAACACUGAAAGACGUCAUCUCUCUAAAAUUUAAGACCUCUGAAAGCGAAGGUGUAAUCUUCCACGGAGAAGGACAGCAAGGAGACUAUAUCACCCUGGAGCUGAAAAAAGCCAAACUUGUUCUAAAUUUAAAUUUAGGCAGCAACCAGCUUGGCUCUAUUUUUGGCCACACAUCUGUGACAACUGGCAGCCUCUUGGAUGAUCACCAUUGGCACUCCGUCAUCAUAGAGCGCCACGGGAGGAACAUCAAUCUCACCCUCGACAGGCACAUGCAGCACUUCAGAACAAAUGGAGAAUUUGAUUACCUGGACCUGGACUAUGAGAUAACAUUUGGAGGCAUGCCUUUUUCUGGCAAGCCAAGUUCUAACAGUAGGAAAAAUUUCAAGGGCUGCAUGGAGACCAUCAACUACAAUGGCAAUAAUAUCACUGACCUUGCCAAGAGGAAGAAAUUGGAACCUUCAAAUGUGGGAAAUUUAAGUUUUUCUUGUGUGGAGCCACAUACAGUGCCUGUCUUUUUCAAUGCCACCAGUUACCUUGAGGUUCCUGGUCGUCCAAGCCAGGAUCUGUUUUCAGUCAGUUUCCUUUUCCGGACCUGGAACCCAAAUGGACUUCUUCUCUUCAGCAACUUUGCAGAUGACCUGGGGAAUGUUGAGAUUGACAUAAAUGAAGGCAAAGUCAGUGUCCAUAUCAAUGUCACCCAAGUGAAGAAGAACCGGAUAGACAUCUCAUCGGGUUCUGGUCUCAAUGAUGGGCAGUGGCAUGAAGUUCGUUUCCUGGCUAAGGAAAAUUUUGCUGUCCUCACCAUUGAUGGCGAUGAAGCUUCAGCUGUUCGAACUAACAGCCCUCUACAAGUCAAGACUGGAGAAAAAUAUUACUUUGGAGGGUUUCCUGUACAGAUGAAUGACUCAGAUCGCUCACUAUUUGAGCAUUCCUUUCAAGGAUGCAUGAAGAGUAUUCAUGUGGAUGAUCAGCUGGUGGAUUUGCAUGCAGUGGAGCAAGGCGAGCUGGGAAGCUUUGCCAAUGUCACCAUUGAUAUGUGUGCCAUUAUUGAUAGGUGUGUGCCCAAUCACUGUGAACACGAUGGAAAAUGCACCCAGACGUGGGACAGCUUCAAGUGCACUUGCGAUGGAACUAAUUACAGUGGUGCCACUUGCCAUAACUCUAUUUAUGAACUGUCUUGUGAAGCAUACAAACACUUGGGCAAAACUUCAAAUUACUACUGGAUAGAUCCAGAUGGCAGUGGGACACUGGGACCACUGAAAGUUUACUGCAACAUGACAGAGGAUAAAGUAUGGACAACUGUGUACCAUGAUCUGCAAAUGCAGACUGCUGUGGGAGGCAACAGCCCAGAGAAGUUAUCUGUGCUGCAGCUCAACUACAGUGCAACAAUGGACCAGAUUUCUGCCAUUACCAGUAGUGCUGAAUAUUGUGAGCAGUUUAUCUCCUAUUCUUGCAAGAUGUCCCGGCUGCUGAAUACACCAGAAGGGAAUCCAUAUACCUGGUGGGUUGGAAAAGCCAAUGAGAAGCACUACUACUGGGGCGGAUCAGGACCUGGCAUUCAAAAAUGUGCCUGCGGCAUCGAACGCAACUGUACCGAUCCCAAGUACUACUGCAACUGUGAUGCUGACCAUAAGCAAUGGAGGAAAGACAGUGGGAUGUUGUCAUACAAAGAGCACCUACCAGUCAGCCAGGUGGUGGUUGGAGACCUUGACCGGCCUGGGUCUGAAGCCAAGGUAUCCGUGGGUCCCGUGCGCUGCCAAGGAGAUCGGAAUUACUGGAACGCGGCUUCUUUUGUUACUUCGUCAUCUUACCUCCACUUCUCCACCUUCCAAGGGGAAACCAGUGCAGACAUCUCUUUCUACUUCAAAACAUCAGCCUCAGAUGGGGUGUUUCUUGAGAAUCUGGGGAACACUGACUUCAUCAAACUGGAGCUGAAAUCUGCUACUGAGGUCUCCUUUUCAUUUGAUGUGGGAAAUGGGCCGGUGGAAAUCGUGGUGAGAUCUCCCAACCCGCUCAAUGAUGACCAGUGGCACCGGGUCAAUGCCGAGAGGAAUGUCAAGCAGGCCAGCCUGCAGGUGGACCAGUUACCCCUGGAGGUCAGGAAAGCUCCAACAGAAGGACAUACACGGCUGGAAUUGUACAGCCAGCUCUAUGUUGGUGCUGCAGGAGGCCAGCGAGGCUUCCUGGGCUGCAUCCGUUCCCUGAGGAUGAAUGGGGUGACGCUGGACCUGGAAGAGAGAGCAAAGGUCACGCCUGGGGUGAAGCCUGGCUGCUCUGGCCACUGCACAAGCUAUGGGAUGUACUGUGCCAACGGUGGGAAAUGUGUGGAGAAAUACAAUGGGUACUCCUGUGACUGCUCCAAAACUGCCUACGAUGGGCCAUUCUGCAUAAAAGAUGUGGGAGCAUUUUUUGAAGAAGGAAUGUGGCUUCGUUACAACUUCCACUCCCCAGGGACUAGCAUGAAGGAUUUAGUUAGCCGGACACUUUUGAGUUCUGCAGAUCCUGAGAUCACAGCACCUGACCUAAGCUUGAACAAAGAAGAGCUCAGCUUCAGCUUCAGCACCACCAAGUCCCCUUGUGUCUUAUUGUAUGUCAGCUCCUACACCCCGGACUUCAUGGCUGUGCUUGUGAACCCCUCUGGGAAUCUGCAAAUUCGGUACAACCUCGGGGGCACCAAAGAGCCGUAUAACAUUGACAUUGACCACAGGAACAUGGCCAAUGGGCAGCCCCACACUGUUAAUGUCACACGGAACGGACGGGACAUCGUACUGCAGCUUGAUCACUAUCCUCCAACAAGUUACAGCCUGCCAGCCACAUCUGACAUUCAGUUCAAUUCCCCAAAGGCACUAUUCCUAGGAAAAGUUAUAGAAAUUGGGAAGAUUGACCAAGAUAUAUAUAAAUACAACACCCCAGGAUUCACUGGCUGCCUAUCGAGAGUCCAGUUCAACCAGAUUGCUCCACUCAAAGCAGCUCUGAGACCUACCAACACUUCUUCUCACGUCCACAUCCAAGGAGAACUGGUGGAAUCCAACUGCGGAGCAUCUCCACUCACCAUCCCACCAAUGUCGGCCGCCACCGACCCCUGGCACUUAGACUCAGCAAGUGCUGAUUUUCCAUACAAUGGUCAAGCUAUAGGAGAUGGAGUUAACAGAAACUCAGCUAUUAUUGGAGGUGUCAUCGCAGUGGUCAUCUUCACCAUCCUCUGCACCUUGGUGUUCCUGAUCCGCUACAUGUUCCGCCACAAGGGAACCUACCACACCAACGAGGCCAAAGGCGCAGAGUCAGCCGAGAGCGCCGACGCCGCCAUCAUGAACAAUGACCCCAACUUCACGGAGACCAUAGACGAGAGCAAGAAGGAAUGGCUUAUCUAAGCCCACGGGGAUGGGGCCUGGGGUGGGAUGUCAGCAGGGCCAGGGUGGGACUGGGAUGACUCUUGCAGUGGAGAGAGAACACUCUGUGUCGGACACUUGAGCACACAUAGGAUGAAAAGAUCAGCACAA